AGUAAGACUACUAAAUAGAAGAUUGAUUUUGAACACUUGGAGACAAUAAUUGAAAAUUCUCAAAGUUUAAGAGCAAAUCUCUUCUCUUAUAAUUACAGCACAAAAAGACAGCUCUCCGCCAGCGCAAAACAACCAUAACAUCGCCGACGACGGUGAGGAGGACGCCGACGACGUUUAAGUUCGGUCGCGGGGGGUUUUAGGGUUUGGUUGAGGGAGGAGGCAGUGUAGGAGUAGAAGGAGGAUGGCGGAGGUUAUUCUCCACAUCUACGAUGUGACGAACAGUGCCUCCGACAAGACCAACUCCACCAUUCUUCAGAUCAACAGGAUUUUCAAAGACGGCAUCGGUCUCGGCGGCAUCUUUCACAGCGCUGUCCAGGUUUAUGGAGAUGAGGAAUGGUCAUUUGGGUUUUGUGAACAAGGUACUGGUGUAUUUAGCUGCCCUGCAGGACAGAAUCCAAUGUAUUCAUAUCGUGAAAGCAUCAAUCUUGGACAAACAAACUAUUCAAUUUUCAAGGUGAAUCAGAUACUCAGAGAACUUAGUAGAGAGUGGCCAGGUUGCUCAUAUGAUUUGUUGUCAAAGAACUGCAAUCACUUUUGUGAUGAGUUCUGUGAAAGACUAGGUGUGCCCAAGCUUCCAGGUUGGGUAAAUAGGUUUGCCAAUGCUGGUGAUGCUGCUGUUGAGAUAGCAGGAAACACAGCCUUUCGGCUGAGGCAAGCAAAAACAGAGAUUGUUACAGCAAGCAAAGUGGCUUAUCGGUUCCUUUCAGGAAUCGCCUCCAAUAAUUCUGGUAGUAACCCCGAUUCCCCUAGCAAUUCCACCAGAGGAAGUCCUCGCCUCCAAGCCACUUGGUUCAAAAACCUCAUUUCUACGGGGGCCAGACCAUCAAGUAGUUCGGAUGUAGAGAGUCGAGAUGAAGAGAUUAUGCGGCCUCCACAGCAGCGUCAAGAUGCAGAAGCACCACCAGCUCUAAGGCAGAGCCCCGUGCAUGGACCAUGAAGGAGUUUUCUCCCCAGCAUAGUUGUGUUUAUAUUCAAGAACAUGUAGACUAAACUUGAAAUUGUUUGUGGGAUCAGUGUGUAGUGUAAAAAACUGAAUUUGUUGAUCACUGCAUUAAGUCUUUCUUGUUAUUGUAAUUGAAUUGAACGCCACCCACAUGGUAUCACAGUUAUGUACCAUGAUUUGCAUUGAAGUCGUUGAAAGUAAAAAUGAGGUUUAGAGUUCAUAUGA
Molecule: messenger RNA, 1228 nt
Organism: Ipomoea nil (Japanese morning glory)
Lineage: Eukaryota; Viridiplantae; Streptophyta; Magnoliopsida; Solanales; Convolvulaceae
Product: deSI-like protein At4g17486
Exons: 5
Coding region: 242-997 (251 amino acids)
Biological process (GO): protein deubiquitination
Molecular function (GO): deubiquitinase activity
Source: RefSeq, a predicted model, not a curated record